Messenger RNA from Brachypodium distachyon (stiff brome), 3626 nucleotides. Its product is annotated as AP-4 complex subunit epsilon. The transcript has 11 exons. Gene Ontology annotation, cellular component: AP-4 adaptor complex; membrane coat. Gene Ontology annotation, molecular function: cargo adaptor activity. Gene Ontology annotation, biological process: receptor-mediated endocytosis; intracellular protein transport. The record is from RefSeq and is a predicted model, not a curated record. The coding region runs from base 202 to 3117 and encodes 971 amino acids. NCBI's taxonomy places the organism in Eukaryota, Viridiplantae, Streptophyta, Magnoliopsida, Poales, Poaceae.
ACAAAAGAGAAAGAAAAAAAACUAGGCCGAUCCCGAUCUCCCUGGUCUACCCCGACGAAACCCACCUUCCCACUCUCGGCCGAUCCAGAUCUCCGCCUCCUCACUUCCCCGCCCCCAACCGGACGCUUCCGCCGCCGCCGUCGCCGUCGCCGGCGGCGACCAGCCAGCCAUCAUCCACUCCGAGCCUCCAGCCGAACGCCAAUGGAGCAGCUCCGGACGAUCGGGCGGGAGCUGGCGAUGGGGUCGCAGGGCGGGUGGGGGCAGUCGAAGGAGUUCCUGGACCUCGUCAAGUCCAUCGGCGAGGCGCGCUCCAAGGCGGAGGAGGACCGCAUCAUCUCCCGCGAGCUCGAGCACCUCAAGCGCCGCCUCGCCGACCCGGACGUGCCCCGCCGCAAGAUGAAGGAGCUCCUCCUCCGCCUCGUCUACGCCGAGAUGCUCGGCCACGACGCCUCCUUCGGCCACAUCCACGCCGUCAAGAUGACCCACGACGAGUCCCUCCCGCUCAAGCGCACGGGGUACCUCGCCGUCGCGCUCUUCAUCGACGAGCGCCACGACCUCGUCAUCCUCGUCGUAAACACCAUCCAGAAGGACCUCAGGUCCGACAACUACCUCGUCGUCUGCGCCGCGCUCACCGCCGCGAGCCGGCUUAUCGGCGAGGAGGCCAUCCCUGCCGUGCUGCCCCAGGUCGUCGAUCUUCUCGCGCACCCCAAGGAGGCCGUGCGGAAGAAGGCUGUCAUGGCGCUCCACCGAUUCUACCAGCGAUCCCCCUCAUCCGUCUCCCACCUCGUCUCCAACUUCCGCAAGAGACUCUGUGAUAAUGAUCCUGGGGUAAUGGGUGCAACUCUGUGCCCACUCUAUGACCUGAUUUUGGAAGAUCCAAGUUCCUACAAGGAUUUAGUCGUUAGUUUUGUUAACAUCCUCAAACAAGUUGCGGAGAGGAGGCUUCCGACUUCCUACGAUUACCACCAAAUGCCCGCACCAUUUAUUCAGAUAAAACUAUUGAAAAUACUUGCUGUGCUGGGUAGUGGUGACAAGCAAGCAAGUGGCCAUAUGUACACUGUCUUGGGCGACAUAUUCAGGAAGGGUGACACUGCCAGCAAUAUUGGCAAUGCAAUAUUGUAUGAAUGCAUAUGUUGUAUCUCAUCCAUUUAUCCCAACUCUAAGAUCAUGGAUGCUGCAGCUGAAACAACAUCGAAGUUUUUGAAGAGUGAUAGCCAUAAUCUUAAGUACAUGGGUAUUGAUGCUCUUGGAAGACUAAUAAAAAUAAAUCCUGAUAUUGCAGAAGAGCACCAAUUGUCUGUUAUCGACUGCUUAGAGGACCCCGAUGACACUUUGAAGCGUAAGACCUUUGAGCUUCUUUAUAAGAUGACAAAAUCAACUAACGUUGAAGUGAUUGUUGAUCGGAUGAUUGAGUAUAUGAUCAGCAUAACCGAUCACCAUUACAAGGCAGAAAUUGCAUCCCGUUGUGUUGAGCUAGCAGAACAAUUUGCACCCAGCAAUCAGUGGUUCAUCCAGACCAUGAACAAAGUCUUUGAGCAUGCUGGUGACCUGGUCAACAUUAGAGUGGCACACAAUUUAAUGAGGCUCAUUGCCGAAGGAUUUGGAGAGGAGGAUGAAGGUGCUGAUAGCCAAUUGAGAUCAUCAGCUGUAGAUUCCUACCUCCGGAUUCUGGGGGAGCCAAAGCUUCCCUCCUCAUUUUUGCAGAUCAUAUGCUGGGUUUUGGGGGAAUAUGGAACUGCAGAUGGGAAGCAUCCUGCUUCUUAUAUUAUUGGGAAGUUGUGUGAUGUGGCAGAGGCCCACCCAACUGAUGACACCGUCCGGGGUUAUGCAGUAUCAGCAAUUUUGAAGAUAUUUGCAUUUGAAAUUGCUGUUGGAAGGAAGACUGAUAUGUUGCCGGAGUUUCAGUCAUUGGUAGAUGAACUAUCAGCUUCACAUUCAACAGAUUUGCAGCAGCGUGCAUAUGAGGUGCAGGCUUUACUAGGCUUGCACAAACAGGCUGUUGAAAGUGUAAUGCCCUCAGAUGCAAGCUGUGAAGAUAUCGAGGUCGACCGAAACCUGUCAUUUCUUAACAGUUAUGUGCAGCAAGCCUUGGACAAGGGUGCGGCACCCUACAUUCCUGAAAGUGAACGCUCAGGUGUUGCGAGUGUUGGUAACUACAGAACCCAUGAUCAACAUGAGACAUCUGCGCACACUCUUAGAUUCGAGGCCUAUGAGCUACCUAAACCUUCACUACCAACAGCAACCUCACAAACCAGCAUUUCCCUACCAACAACAGACCUUGUUCCAGUUCCAGAACAAAGCUACUAUAAGGACGAUCAUCAAAUGUCAAGGCCCCAGCCGUCUGGCAAUGCACUUUCUGGUGAAUUUGGUACCAAGCUUCGUCUUGAUGGGGUUCAGAAGAAAUGGGGAAGGGAAUCCUAUUCCUCCUCUUCUACCCCUUCAAGCUCAACCUCUAGCCAACAAGCAGCCAAUGGGAGCACUAACUCUGAUGGGGGAGGGUUGGUGGUAAGUUCACAGGCACGAGAAUCCUCUUAUGGUUCUAAGAGACAGCAGGGAACAGAAGUUUCAGCAGAAAAACAACGGUUGGCUGCUUCACUUUUUGGUUCCUCGGCUGCUAAAGCCGAUCGGAAGGGACAUGCUGGUCGGAAGGCAGCAAAAGAGAGUCACUCAACUGACAAGGUAAAUGUUGCUCAUGCAGCACCUCAGCCCGCCAAGGACCAAGUAAUCCCUGCUGUCCCACCGCCCGAUCUGUUGGAUCUUGGUGAGCCGGUUUCAUCAAGUGCCCCAUCAGCUGACCCCUUCUCGCAGUUAGAUGGACUCCUUGGUCCAGCAUCAGCCUCUCCCGUGCUUUCUGGAACCUCUGCUCCCAGCGCUUCCAGUACACCAGAUCUUAUGUCAAUCUUCUCGGAUGAUGUACAAACUGGAUCCACCAGUGGAUCCACAGAUGCCACAGUAGGUGAUGUUCAUUUGAAAAACUCCCAGAAAGGAGCAACUUCGGUUGCUGCAAAAAAGGGCCAUAGCCUUCAAGAUGCCUUGCAGAAGGACGCCACUGCACGCCAAGUUGGUGUGACUCCGACAGGGAACAAUCCUAAUCUUUUCAAGGACUUGCUAGGCUAGAAUAUACAUCAGAUGUUGAGUGCACACAAGUUGGGUAAGAGAAGUUUGCCCCCAAGACAUUCCGAUCGGUGAACCGGUGAUGAUCACGCUGUUUGAUCAGCACAGGAACAAGAGGUAUAUUUGGUUUUGAGUCACAAGGCACGACCUUUCCCCCUCUUGACUGGGAGGGGUUUGUGUGGUUGAGAGAUGGACGUUUGCGGGUAAAUUUCCUCGCAUUUUUCGCAUGACAAUUUCUUGUUGAGACUAGUGUACAUGUGUUUGUUACAUGAUGUGUAAUUUGUACAUGCAUGAUGAGGCUGGGUCCAGAAGGCGUGUGCCUGUGCUCUUUUGUUCAGUUGGAUGGGGGCCUGUCACGUCGAUGUUCAAGAUUUACCCAUAUUGGAUAUACAGUAGCUGGACAUUUGGAACUAAAAUACUGUGUCAUCGAUUCCUUUUUGAACUGGAUGAAAUAAAAAUGCAAGUCUGUCAAUGGUUCUUGCCUUAUUUAUGCAAUAGAUUUUCUUCUUCAA